Molecule: messenger RNA, 796 nt
Organism: Onychostoma macrolepis
Lineage: Eukaryota; Metazoa; Chordata; Actinopteri; Cypriniformes; Cyprinidae
Product: protrudin-like
Exons: 7
Coding region: 199-771 (190 amino acids)
Biological process (GO): vesicle-mediated transport; protein localization to plasma membrane; positive regulation of axon extension
Cellular component (GO): endoplasmic reticulum tubular network; growth cone membrane
Source: RefSeq, a predicted model, not a curated record
CACAUGCUGCUGAGCUGAGGGGCGGGACGUUUAGACGCACGCUCGGCGGUUUAGUGAAUCACAACACACUGAGCCAGCUAACCAAUCAGAGCCCAUCACGUAUUUCUGAGGGAGGGGCUUCAUAAAAACAGGAAAUAUUCUAGGCGUUUGUUAGAGAAGGGACAGAGCGGUGUGGAAUAAAGUCACACACCUGACUCAAUGGCUCAUUAUGGAGCUCAUUAUGCGGGCCUUUGUCUUCUCAGCAUGCAGUGCACAGCCUCCUCUCCUCAGGACCCCACACAACUGACCCAGCUGCCCGCUAAAGACGCGUCCUCCAUAGACAGCAGCUCUGAUCUGGGCAGCCCCAGAGCGCUGACCUUUGACCUGCUGAACAUGGUGAUCUGCUUCAAGCGGAUGGCCAUCUUCCUGGAGCCGGUCACAGACUCGCUGGAGGUGCUGCGCUCCCUGCUCGGGUGGAGGAUGCCGCUGUGCUCCCUGCUGAGCUGCGUUCUGCUCAACAUCCUCUUCCUCACUCUGAGUGAAGGCGCGUGGCUCUCUGUGCUGCUGCUGGCCGUCUCUGCUCCGGCUGAGGUCAAGGGCAUGCUGAAACGAAUAGAUGAGCUGCUGACCCAGGCGUGUGUGUGUGCGGAGUCUGUGUAUAAAGUGUUGUACUGGGAGAGCCACGCCAUCUCCUCCGUGAAACUGCAGUUCAGUGUUUUCUGUUUUAAAGAAAAGGGUUUGGUUUCCGAUCUUCAUCCUGUUCAUCAUGCUUUUCCAUUUAAACUCAUAUAAUGUUGUUUCACUUUUAUUCCCAGAG